Messenger RNA from Penaeus chinensis, 14000 nucleotides. RefSeq lists its product as uncharacterized. The transcript has 11 exons. The record is from RefSeq and is a predicted model, not a curated record. NCBI's taxonomy places the organism in Eukaryota, Metazoa, Arthropoda, Malacostraca, Decapoda, Penaeidae. Gene Ontology annotation, biological process: lipid transport. Gene Ontology annotation, molecular function: lipid carrier activity. Bases 87 to 14000 code for a protein of 4637 amino acids.
UGUGUAUAAAAGCGCUCGUCCGCGCAGUCAAGGCAGCCAGUGUGAGCUCCGGCUAGACCUGUCUCAAGGCAGCGUGAGUCGGCAAGAUGCGCUCAGCCGUUUUCUUCAUCCUCGCCUUAGCGGGGACUUCCUUGGGAGUACCUGCAAGUCAGAGAAACACGUGCGCAGAUCACUGUGAUGCAAGCAACAUCUUUGCAUAUGAAUCUGGCAAGAGCUAUGUUUACGAAUACUCUGUGACGACUUCUACCGCCCUCCUCGAGACCUUUGACGAUGACGCCCACAUGCAUAUCACCGCCCACGCCCACAUUGAUGUCUCUGCUCCGUGCGAGUACAUCCUAAGGCUGACGGACGUCAACCUUGAUGGCUCGUCUCAUGGACCAGAGUUCGCUGCGGCUGUUAGCAAGUCCCCCUUGCGCUUCUCUUUCCAAGAUGGCCGUGUAGAUGAUGUCUGCAGCGAAGUGUCUGAGCCCGUCUGGGUCCUGAACUUCAAGCGAGGUCUUCUUUCUACCUUCCAGAACUCCAUGACUCAUUAUGGAAGACAGGACAUCAAAGAGACGGACAUCUCUGGUGUUUGCUCGACUCACUUCAACUCCACAGUAGAGGGCAACACUGUCAUCAUAGAUAAGAUCACAGACUUGGCUUCUUGUACUCAGCGACCUGACCAAACUGCCUUCAUCCCUUCUACCGGAUACAUCACCGACUCUCCAGUCCAGAGCCUCCCGAUCUUUAGUAGCACAAGCGAGUGUCACCAAAGGGUUGAGGAGGGCAUCUUAAAGAUGGUAGAAUGUGAGGAAAUCCAUAUGUUCCGUCCCUUCUCCAGUGAAAAGGGCGGAGCUGUCACAACUGGCAAGACCAGCAUGAUUCUUAUGUCUCAAGAACAGUCAUCGCCUGUUGCAAACUUUGAAUUCAACCGCAAUACUCUGGUAUUUGAGCAAACGCACACAACAGAAGCUCAGCUUGAAGCAGUCGAGGAGAUUUUGAACACCUUGAAGGUUGCCUCUGAAAAUGAUAUCCAGCCUGAGGUUCCUGCACUAUUUGCCAAGCUUGUUACAUCACUUAAGGAACUGAAUUAUCCUCAGCUGAACACAGUUUUUAAUAAUGCCAAAGAAACUCAUACACGCAAGUUCCUUGCUGAUGCGGUGCCGCUGGUGGGAACAGCUGCCUCAUUUGGUGUGGUUAGAGACAUGUUCAUCAACGGCGCCAUGACAGAAUUCGAGGCUGACACGUUCUUUACUUCCCUGGCUUUCUUCAAGAACCCAACAUCAGAAAUGUUUGCUGCCCUUGCUCCUAUGCUUGAGAACAACCCAAGCCAAAAAGCACUGUUGGGGACCUCUGCUCUCAUCAACACUUUCUGCAAAUACCAUGAAGAUUGUGCUGCAGAUUCCAGUGUACAGCAAAUCCUUCGUCUAAUCGAGACACAACUUGGAUCAGGCUGUCGCACAGUAAAUGAAGAAGAAAAAUUCAAAGUACUUGUAGCUCUCAAAGCACUUGGAAAUGCUGGUCGAUGGGUUAAUGCCAACUCAAUUCUAAGACGAUGCUAUACUGAAGAUAAUGACAUGGAAGUGCGAGUAGCUGCCAUUGAGGCAUGGAGACACGCUCCAUGUGAUUAUGACCACUCUCAUCUUUUGGCUGCGUUCCAAGAUGAGGCUCAAGACACAGAAGUUCGCAUUGCUGCUUAUCUUGCUCUCAUGACCUGUCCUAAUCUAGACCUUAUCAACACCAUUAAGGACCGUCUCGUCUCAGAAGGUGUCAACCAGGUGGGAUCCUUCAUCUGGACUCACAUGACCAACAUGCAGGAAUCAGCAGCUCCAGAAAAACAGUGGAUACGCCAACUGAUUGGUGAGGAACUUCUUGUGAAGAAGUUUAGUACAGAAGCCCUCAAGUUUUCUCGCAAUUAUGAAUCCUCUUUCUUCAUGAACGAAAUUAACACUGGUGCAACUGUUGAGAGCAAUGUCAUUUUCUCCAGCAAGUCUUAUCUGCCACGAUCUGCAAUGUUUAAUCUCACCCUCGACCUCUUUGGACAGUCUAUCAAUUUCUUUGAAGUUGGUGGAAGAAUUGAAGGUUUUGAAGCUUACAUUGAACGCUUCUUUGGUCCUAGUGGAUAUUAUCCAGAAGAAACUCUUGAAAACAUCUUGAGGAACAUGAGACAAAACAGUGAUGCUGAUGCCACAACCUUAGAAGGCUUUCUUGACAAAGUAACUGAUGUACCAGAGGGAUCCUACUACCUCCGUGUAUUUGGCAAUGAGCUUCAUUACCAUCACUUCCAUGGACUUGAAAAUCUCAUCCAUACAUCCGGUUCUUCCAACAUACUAGAAUUCCUAAUGGAUAUGGCCCGCAAAGGAGAUGUUGAUUACACAAAAUCUUACCAGCUGAUGGACAUUCAUCAUACUGUACCUACCAUAACUGGCUUACCUGUGCAUCUCAAUGCAAAGGGUACAGCUACACUUGGUCUGAAGAUGAAUGGUAAAUUCAAGGCUAAUAGUCUGAAGAAUGUAAACAUUGAGGGACAUUUCCAUCCUUCUGCUGCAGUGCAUAUUGAUGGUCUCAUUCUUGUCGAUGCACAUGUGACUCACACUGGAUUGAAGAUGUCUUCCAACCUUCACACCUCUACAUUCAUUGAUGGCAAACUCCAAAUUGUUGGUGGUAAAGUUGUAGAUGUAGCCAUUAACACUCCGAAGGACAAGAUGGAGGUUAUCAGUGUCAAGACUGAGUUCUUCUAUUUGGAAGAUGAUCAAGAGAUCCGAAAGGAAGUUGAGAACCCAUUUGAGGCAAAAGGCUGUAGCAGCGGUAUCAUUGGUGUAGCUGUUUGUGGUGAGCUCGGCUUUGCUCAACGAUCACCUUAUGGCCCAGCUUUUCCUUUCUCAGGACCAUUUGCAACCAGCAUUUACCUUGAGAAGACUGAUACACAAACUGGAUAUGUUUUCCAUUUUUCAAAUGUGCAGAACCGCAUCACUUUCGAAUUUGACACACCACAGUCUCAGUCAGACCAUAAGAUAGGUCUUGACAUUACAAAAUCUGGAAGUAAAGCCACUUUCAAUAUUCACACACCUUUCAAAUCAGCUCAAGGUGAAGGCGAAUUCAUUUGGCAAAGAAACAACAAGAACAUAAAAGCUUCUCUCAAUAUUGAUGGGAGUGGGGAGUACUCUUUAGAUGCUGGGUUUAAUGCAGCCAGGAAUGGAGUGAUGAAGUUUGAGCCUCAUGUAAUUCUGGCUUCUCCUGGUGGUGAGCUCCUAAACUUACAGAGUAGCUUUGAGGGUAAGUCCGACUACAGUGAAAGCUUUAUAUCAUCAAAGAUCGACGUCGAAUACAAUCUCUGGCAAGGCAGCAAGGAAACCAUCCAUCAUGCAGGACUGUUAAAGAGAGAAGGAGAUGUAUAUGAAGAUCAAGAUAUUGCAUACACACUUCAAUUUAAAUUGGAUUCUUCAGAAUUUCCAAUUGUAUCUGUAGAUAUUGAUGCAGUGUUGAAUAGUGCCUCUAAGACCGUCCAGACGACAGCAAAGUUAGUUUAUCCAUAUUACGAAAUUGACUCCGAGGUGACUCAGGCGCUUGAGUUUGAUAAUAAUCACUUGAAAACUAGACAUGCAUUACGCACUCAGCCUGAUAAAGAAUACUCGAUUAUCUUCCAACUUGAGAAACUGGGCCGCAUGGAUGGGAAAGGCACUAUUAAAGCUGACCUGAACGGCUUCAUCUCAUCUCUUGACGUUACAUUCCAUGGAAAUGAUGAUGCUCAUUAUGAAUUUCAGGUGAAUGGUGCAAUCAAUGGAAAAAAUUAUGGCCUUGAAGCAACUUUGGAAAACAACUCCAUUCCUGGGAAGAUAAACGGACUGUUAGAUGGCAAAGUGACGACUCCACAGCAUAAUGCUGUCGUACAUCUAGGUGUUUAUGCAGACAAGGACAAAGCCCAUGGAGAUUUCAAAAGUACGGUCGAUGGAAGAGAAUAUUCGGUUAUGGUCGAAACCACCCGCACAUCCGUCGUUGUUGAUGCCAACAUCAUAAGGCACAUUUUCAUCAACGCCCAAGUUGCUUCAACCGAUGAUAUGCAGAAACUCCUUGUUAGUGCUGAGUGGGACAAAGACGUCGAUCCCACAAAGUCCUUCAUAAUCGAUGGACUAUUUUCGACCGAAGAAGUCCAUGGCAUUAUUAGAUAUGGAGAAAAAGAAGUAUCUACCAUCGCUAAACUGAUUAACAAUGGUGUGGAGUUGGAAACAAAAUGGGCUGCUGACAAGAGAAUCUUUGUUAAUGUCCAUUACACACUUGGCAACACAAAGUCACUAGCAGCUACAUUGCAGACACCAUUUGAAGGUUGGAAAAAACAGGAUGUCUCUUUUACUUUUUCCCUCAAAGACUAUGAAAUUGAGAGCCACUUUGCUGCUACAUGGAAGAACACCGAGCAACUGGCAUUUUCUGCCACUGGUAAGGUAGAACCUGGACUCUUUACCAAUGCCUUUACAACCAAGAUUGCAUUCACAAGUGCCUUUGAUAACUUUGAACGUCUCACAUUCUCGCUAGACCAUAAAAUGGUUGAUUCUGCCAUCACCACUCACGUAGAGGGAGCCUGGAACCAAAAGAAAAUGGAAGGCAACUUCCACCUUACUCCUAAUGCUAAUGGUGUGGAAUCUCAAGCGACUUUCACUUCUCCUAUCACGGAAAAUAUCCUUGUAACGUUACAUUAUGAGUUGAUCAACAAGCAGUUGUCUACCACACUGGAGAUGAAAUAUGGACAAGAGAUCUCUACUGCCACUGUCACAGGUCAUGUGGAUCUUGGUGAAGUCCAUGACAUUGCUCUCGUUUUUAAGGCCAUCCCUGUUGCUACUAUCCCUGAGAUCAAUGCUAGUCUUAAAUACUCUUUGAGUGGAGAAAGUCUCAAUUUCAUCACUGAAGGAAAAUUAGGGGAAAAGAAAAUUAUGCUAAAUGUAAAUGGUCAGGUGACUGUUAGCGGUGAUAAUACGGAUAUUUCUGGUGACCUGCGCUUCAUCACUCCCUUCAUGUACCCUUUGACAGCAACUCUCAAGCACACCCAUGACAUGCAGCAUUUUACAUCACAGUUUGAGAUGACGAGGUUCUGGUCUACAUAUGGUGAUGUCAAGAUACAUUCUCAAGGUAACAUAAUCUCUAAGAACGACAUAGAGCUCAAAUUUGGCCUUCAAAGCCCAGUCAUUCAGGCCUCUGCUUCGUUGAAUCACAAGAUAAGUCAAGAUAAUAUACUCACUUCGACUGCCACUGUGACUGUAAAUGGAGAAAAGAUCUCUGUUUCUGCCAAGGGUCACCUAGAUGUGGCACAACAAGUUGCUGAUCUCCAGGCUGAAGUCACAUCUACAGUGAGUGGAAUAGAUGAUGUAAAGGUGAACCUGGAAACUCUGCGAAAUGCAAAUACUCAGAUAACGAAGGUUGGCAUCGUCAAGGACACAAGAGCACUUACCAUCAAUCACCAAAUAACAUUUAAGGACUGGUUCAACUGGGAGAACUCAUUUACUGUGAACGAAAUAUACAAACUGAUUAACAAGCAGACACACACUGGCUCUGUAUUCACCCAUGACUUGGAAUAUGUUUGGGAUAACCAGUCUGUUCAUUUCUCUGGAAGUUUUGAUAAGAAAAUUUCUGGAAAUUCACGCCAGAUUGUUGCUCAUGCCACUCUCUCUACUCCAUGGACCGAAGACAUGAAACUGGAUAUCAAUCACCAAGAUGAUGGUGCUGAAUACAAGCCAACUUUGAUCUUCGAGUACAGACCUGGUAUGAAAAUUGAACUUGCUAAUGUUUUGAAAUCUGAGCCUUCACUCUUCUUCCUAGAAUCAUCACUUUUAACACCAUUCUGGCAGCCCCUUGGUCUUAAGCUCAAGCUCAACUUCCAGACAAACUCAUCCGCUAAUCUCGUCCUGACUAGGGGUUCCAACAGGACAAGCAUUGAUGUUACUGGAAUCUGGAAUCCAGGAAUGUUGCAGAGCUCUAUACUUGUUGAGUCCACUUAUCUUCCAAACCCGCUUUCCGUAAAACUGUCAUACCAGUUGGAAGAACCAGCAUUUGAACUUGUCAUCAAUUAUAUAAAGACGUUCGGAAUAUCCGGAACUUUCUCUGGCUAUGCCAAAAAGGCAAAUUGGAAGGUAGAAUCUACACUACCAUUUGAACAGGUCAAGAAUAUUGGCCUCAGUGGUAAUCAUGAUGUUGAGACCAUGCCCUUCAGUGCCAAAGCAGUAAUCACAUUCAACUCUGAAAAUUAUCAAAUUGAUGGUAAGAUUAACACAAAUGAAUUCCUGGUUAACACGGAUUUGGACGGUAAAGUUUGGAGUCUCAACAGCAACUGGCAUUAUGAAGAAAACCAUGCUGAUUUCGAAGUAAAAUUCCAAUCUCCCCUCACAGAACUAGAUAAUUUGGCUCUGUCCGGAAUGUAUGAUUUCCGUAAUGAAAAGAAAGUCACUCUAAAACUAACUCGAGCCUCACAGGAAAUCAAUCUCUCUGGAAGACUUGAGGAACAGACUCUUGUGCUUGAAGGUACAACUCCUUUCAGUGGAUGGGAACAACUUGAUGCUUCCUUCUUCAUCUCAAGUUCAGCCAUUAAAGCUUUUGCCUCCAGGAAUGACCGUAAGAUUGAGGUUACAGGGACACGUCAUGUCGGGAGGAACAAGGCUAAAAUUAACCUAGUCAUCAACACACCGUAUGCUGGAUAUGAGAACAUUGAAGUAGAUGCAAAUUAUAAUUUCCAAAGGCAAGAUAAGACAGUCGAGUUCAAAGCAACAUUCGCCUCACAAGAAUUAUCACUCAAAGGUUAUAUCAGGACUACCAAUAUUCUUGCUCCUGAGAUGACUCUUAACAUCAUUACUCCAUUUGAAGACAUGAAGACUCUAGGUGGAGAAGCUCACUGGAACCUAGAAAACACUGUUAAGACUGCUGAAGUAAAGGCUUUCCGUAAUGAUCGUCACUAUCACUGGGAGAUAGAGGCAGCCACCGAUAGUCCCCUAAAGGGUUAUGCCAAGUCCAAGAUCACAACUCCCAUUGCUGGAUGGACUACAGUCAACGUGGAAGGAAGCUUUGACUUUGCAUCCAUGCCUUAUAAAUUUACAUUUACCUUCGAUAAAGAAGGAGUUGCUCAGACAUUUGAAGGACAUGUCACUAUUGAAGGCCAUAACAUCCUUGCAGAAGUAUCAACUCCUAUCACUAACUGGGAAAAGAUUACUCUUAAUGGUGAUUUUAACUUUGGGGAUGAAAACUUUAAAAGUACUUUUGAGCUGACAAAAGGUUCUGAAACAUACAGUAUGGAAAGUGACAUCAUUUUCAGUCCCCAAAUGCCAAAGUUCCAUUUGCACCUUAAGACUCCAAUUGUUCAUGCUGCAGAUUUGGAGUUUAGUGUAGUUGCUGACCUGAAAGAUACUGAGAAGAAAUUCCAAACAUUCUUCAAGAUAAAUGACAUCACCUACUCACUUGAUUUUACUGGUGAACACAUAUACAAAACAGGUUACUUCAAAAUCACCAGUACUACUCCAGUACCAGGAUAUUCAUCAGUCGACGUCUAUGCUAAAUAUGAUUUCACCAGUGACAUCAAAACAGUUGAGGCAGAUCUGAAGAUUGAAAGAAAUAAUAUGCACUUUUCAUUGGCUAUGCAGGUCAAUGAGAAUCAUUUCAUUCUUUCUAUUACAACACCAUUCAGUGGCAUUGAAUCAAUGAGAAUAGAGGGAGAUCUUGCCUAUGCUGAUAAUAAAUACAGAGGUUUUGCUAUCUUUGAAAAUAAUGCUCAGAAAUAUGAAUUUGACUCAGAAGUUGAUCUAGAACUGAAUAGUGCCAAAGCAAAACUUUCGACUCCCAUUGAAGCAUUUAAAAAUAUUGAACUUAAUUGCCAAUACAAAAUCCUAGAUCAUGGAGUUGAGAGUUCAGUCACUUUCCAAAGGAAUAACCAGAAUUUUGCUUUCAACACUCGAGUGUACUUGACUCCAAAGAAAACUGAUAUACAUGUCGCACUUGAUACUCCUGUUGAAAAUUGGACAAAAAUGGCAAUUGAUAUCAAAUAUGACAUCUUGUCUGCAAAAAAAUCAGCUGAAAUAGCAGUUCAGAAAGACUCAUUCCACAAGGAGAUAUAUGUUGAAGGAAGUUAUAACCUCAAGAGUGGUUCCUUCAAGGUUAAGACUCCUAUUGAAGGUUUUGAGAUCCUAGGUGGUGAAUAUACUUUGGACUACGAUACCAAUACCCACAAGCUAGAAAUAACUCUUCUGAUCAGCCAGAACUCCAACAAGUGGAACUUCUCAGCCUACGGUCAUUAUGAUGAUGACCAAGUGGUUAUCAGAUUCCAGACGCCAUUUGAGAAUUUUGAGACCAUAGCUAUUGAAGGAAACUUUGACUUUGAUCAGAAGACUGGAAAAGCUGCAAUUCAGUUUGGUUCUUACAAGUUUACAACUGCCUUCACUUUUUCAAAUGACAACAUUUCCUUUGAACUUACAACACCUUUCGCCAUCAUUAAGAUCAUAUCUGUGUCAGUCAAAUAUAACUGGACUGCAAGUUUGAAGGAUGUCCAUGUCAACAUCACCUAUAAUGAAAACAGCUACCUUCUGAAUGGUUCCCUUCAGCUCUCCAGCUGGGCCUCUGGCAUCACAUUCGAAGUCACAACUCCCUUCAUUCACUUCCAGAACAUAUCUCUGAAAAUUAAGUAUGACAUGGAAAACAAAGAAGAGCUGGUACUAGCACAUGUCACAACAGAAGAUCAUGAAUAUAGAUUGGCGAUCGGUGGUUAUAUUGAAGAAAAAGUUGCAUUCUUAAAGUAUGAAUUGAAAUCUCCCUUCACAAACUGGACUGAUGAUAGGUUUGUCGCAAAACUAGAUUUGACCAAUGAAGACAAGACACUUGAGAUUAUUUUGGUAAGAAAUGGUGAUGUUAAAGCAAUAUCAGUAUCUGGAAAGGUAAUUGGUAAUACGGUGGACUUUAAUCUGAAGACACCGAUAAGAGGAUUAGAAAACCUCAAACUAUUUGGAUCACUGAACAGAUCCAAAAGAUCUCUCGAAUUUAUGUAUCAGCAAGAUGAAACACAAGCCUCGCUUCUAACAAGUUUCAAUUCCAUGAAGCUGCAUCUGAAGACGCCGUUUGAGGCUGCCGAAGAGAUUUCAUGGGAGAUCUCGAAGAUUAACGACAACACAUUCAAGGCUGAGUGGAAGAGAAAUACGAAUCAUGCUUCAGUGAUAGUCAAGCAAGAUGGAAAUGGCUAUAAAGUGGAAUUAGAUGGCGAGAUGCAGGCUUGGGUAUUAGUGGCUGCUUUUGAUCCCAGUGUAUCCAGUGAAGAUAAGAUCAAAUUAUCUGGAUCAGCAACUUUUGAUGUUAAAGGUGCUUUGUCUCUGCAGAUUGAAACUCCUUUUGAAAACUACAAGACAGUUAAUGUAAACCUUGAUUACAAGGGAGAUAGCAAAACUGGAAAGCUAGAACUGUCUUCAUCUUCCUCGAACUUCCAUUAUAUAUUUGAGGUACAGGAAUCUAAUAUAGAAGGUCAUCUUAUAGUCCCUCAUACUGAGCAGGAUACUGACAUAGUAUUCAAUUUCGGUCUUUAUGAAGGGAAAGUCACCAUAAAGUCUGAAUAUAAGCCUCUGGAAAAUAUUUACUUUGACUACCAUUUAAAUACUGCAGAUGAGAUCAAAUUUGACCACGUUUUGAAGGUAGAUAAUGAAGAGGUGUCGAAAGUGGAGUUUGCACUUGAUGUUAAGAAUCAGAAAGCUCAUUUCGACGUGACUGUUCACAUCAGUGAAAUUCAGGCAUCACUGCAUGUCAAACUGGAAUCAUACAAUACUCUUGAUUUCCUCUUCAAGUACGAAGGAAAUGAGAAUGGACAAGCUUUUGAAAAGCACUUCAAGGCCAAUAUUUCUGGCACCGGUGAUCUACCACAAACUGGUAAAUUGGACAUAAGCAUCGAAAACACUUUCCGUGAAACACCAAGGAUUAUUACUGUACAUGUUGAUAUGGACCGUUCUGCAGAUCCCAAAAAGCUGAAAAUCGAAGUGACACCUGAACCAAACCACCUCUAUGUUUUCGAUAUAAAUUAUAAUGCUGAUCUACAAAAUCCUAAGCAUGGGGACUUUACCCUAGAUAUAACAAUGCCUGGAAAACUAGCAAGCCCUUGGCAACAUUUGUCUGGCAAAUGGAAUAUUGAAAAUCAAGAUGAAACAGAACUUACUUUCAAACUUGGUGAUAUCACUUACACUGCAACAGGCAAACUAACUCUAAAGGAAUCAAAUAUUGUGGUCACAGCCUCAAACUCUGAAGAAAACUUCAUCCUGGAAUGGCACUUUGAGAUCGCUGAUUCUAGUGUAGAGUAUUUUGCAAAGCUUGGGAAGGAGUCAGAUUAUUCACUGUUGAAACUCAAAGGAACCAAUACAGCCCCUGGGCAUGUAAAUAUUGAAGGAUCUUUUAAGGCUGGGUCUCUCAUGGCCAAUGAAUUCAUAUUUAUAACAGAAUCACAAGUAGAGAGCGGCAAAUAUACAAGCAAAGGGACAUUUACCUAUGGAGAUAAAUCAGGUAAUUAUCACAUUGAUGAUCUUCACUACAACAGUGCAACAAAAUCAGCUGCUUUUGAAGGAACAUUUAAUUCAAAUAUUUCUGGAUUGGAAGUAAUUGCUAUUUCAAGUAAAUAUGACUUCGAUCACAAAUUUGUCAUUCAUGGAAGUAUAACAUUCAAUGAUGCUGAAUCGAAGCUUGAUGUAAAUAUUGCAGAGCUUUACCCCGAAUCUUCACACAACUCAAUUGAACUGAACAUACCUGUGUUUGGCCCAGAGUACAGUCAUACUCAGUUCACAUUUGGCCAUGACUUCAGUAAUGCCAGAACUAAGUCCCUAACUGCAGUUGCAAAGUUUGGCCAGAGUGAGUCGCACAUGAAGAUUAGCUGGAACCAUAGUGAAAACCUUGACAUUGUUGAAGGAUCAGUUGAAAUUAAGUCAUUCUUUGGAGAGAUAAAUAUUUCUGCUAGCUUUGAUCUUAGCAACCAUGAAGACAUGCAUGCAGAAUUAAAAUAUUUGAGAACGCAUGAUAGUCAGAACCAUCGCAUUCAUGUCAAGUGGUCAUGGAAAACCACCUCUGAACAUUUUGAAAGUGAUAUUACAGCAGAUUCGUCUUUCAACAUCCUGAACCAUGCGCGAGUUUAUGCAACAGCUGAUUAUAGUGAUAAUGUUCAUCUUGUUUCUGGACUUGAGUGGAAUGACAAGAAAAUCGAGUUUGUUAAUGAUAUCACUAAAAAUGGAUUUUCAGCGACAAUCAACACACCAUUUGAGCAUUUUGAGUUGAUUGAAUUAAAAGUUAAUUACGAUCUAGCAAGUGAAACAAAGAAAAUUGACCUUUUAUACAAACGUGGAGACAAUGAGGUUAACAUGGAAAUUGUAUUCAAUGUAACAAGUGAAACUGAAGCAACACUAGACUUCAAGCUUACAACACCAUUGGAAGUAAUAAAACUCGUCCAUAUAGGUGCAAGCAUUAAUGAACACAAAGCCCAUGUCGAAUUCCAAAGGAACGAUGACAAGUAUUCCUUGGAUGGUGAUGUUGACUUCAAAGCAGACAAAUCCUCUGUUGACAUGACUUUCACCUCUCCCGAAGGUCAGGUAAUUAAGGUGGCAGCAUCUUACGAUAUGGAAGACUUCCUUGCAGCAACUGGAACUGCAGCACACAAACUUGCCAGUCUCGAGCUCCAUUUUGAAGAACAUGCUGUAAACUUCAACUUUAAUGGUUACCGUAAUUCUGAUAGACUGUAUGUUGACAUUCAGGGUGAUUCCACCUUUGAUUUGGUCAAGAAGACUCAUCUGAAAAUUGACACUGCUUUGCACACAGAAUCACAUGAUAGCAAUAUUGAAAUGCAGGUAAAUGAUUUUGAGUUUUCAAUGAAAAAUCAUUUUGAGAAAGAAGAUGAUGAUCAUUUCAAAUUUAAAGUUAAAUUGGUAAGCACAUUGACACCAUUGCCUGAAUUAGUCGUUGGAUUUGGACGGGAAGAGUCAGAGUACUUUGUAACAGUUGGAUAUGGUGGCGACAAGGAAAUUACAUUCUCCAUUGAGGGCAAAGAUGGUUAUAAAUCAGGAUUCAGUGGAAAGAUCGAUCUCCCCGUGCUAGGAGUUUCGGAAAUGGAGUAUGAAAUUGAAUAUGGAUUUGAAAAUGAUAACGAACUCCAUAUGGAUAUUGAACUUGAAUUUGGUGAUGACAAGGAAAUCGAAGCUAAAUUUGUCUAUGACUCUGAAGGUAUACAAGCUCGCUUCAACUCUCUCCUUACUGGGGAUCACAGUGUACGUGUUCGUCGAUCCAUCUCGGCACAAGAAUUUUCUACCGAGGUUGCUCUUGAUGAUUACAGCCUAAAACUUCGUGGAGGAUUCAGCAACGAAGAUACAAAAUAUGGAGCCCUUGUAGAAGGAGAAGUAUUUGGACACAGAUUCCUGUUUGACAGCCUGUUCCAGUCUGAAGGAGCUCAUUAUUCUGAAGGCAGACUGAUUAUCGUCACUCCUUUCCAUGUCUUGAACAAGAUCGGCGGACUUUUCACCUGGUCCAAUGUUAACAACAAAAUUGAAGGUCACACAGAAAUAUACCUUCCAUUUUAUACAACACCAAAAUUCAUUGGGGAAAUCAGACUUGACCUGAAUGAAAAGAUUAAAGGUCAUGUCUUGUUUGACUUAUCUGGCCAAGAAUUUAUAUUCAAGACUGACUUAGUUGGCUCGUCAUUUGAACAGGGAUAUGAAGGAAAUGUUGAGAUCUUCACGCCAUUCCAUGCUCUUUCUCAUGUUUCAUUAUCAGGAAACUUCAAGAUCAGUGGCUUUAGUUCCUUGGAGAGUGACAUAAAGCUUACUACACCAUUUGCUACUAAUGAAGUUGUUGCAAAAUACACCUUUGUUUCCAAUAAAAUUUCCGUAGACUUUAACCUGAAGUCUGAAGCACUUGCCCAUGAGAUCCACGCACAGUUUACUCUUGAGGGCUUCGGCACAGACCAUAAGAAAAUCAGUGCAUCUAUCAAUGAGAACCAAGUGUCACUUGAAGUUGAACACUCUCUGCCAACGCACUUAGAAGGAAAGCUCAUUGUUACAUUCCAAGGGCAAGUACACACAAUAAGUGGCAAGGUAAUUAUCAUGGAUAACCAUAUCCAAACCGAGCUAGAAGUGGAAUCUGGAUUUUUCAAUGGAAACCGAGGCAUCAAGAUCGAUGUUCAUGUAUUAGAUCCUAAUUAUAGGCAUUUUUCAUUAGAUGUGGCUCUCACAACCUCAGAAACACACGCCAUCCAUUUUGAGCUGGAUGUGAAGACAGGAUUCCAUGCCACAGUCAAGAUUGACACACCUCUCUUCCCUACGACUACAGCAACUUUCAACCUUGCACCUGCAAACGUUGAGCUCAUCAUUAACACUCCUACAGGGGUGCACAAAGUUAAGCUUAACUGGCGAAUGACAUAUAGGAUGCCUGCUGAUUACUUGAUUCAUUUGGAAGUAAGCUCUCCUCUUUUCCCAGUGGAGUACGUUGCAAAUGUGGCCUUUGUUGGAGACUGGUCUAAUAUGCAAGUCAAGGCCGAGCUUCAACAGGGAUCAGCUACUCAUUUAUUUGAGGGAUCCAUCACAUCAUCCAAGACUAAAGGUCAUAUCUCUUUCACCAUCAUGACACCUUACAAAGGAUUCAACAAGGUCGCUUUUGAAACAUCCCUUGACUUCUCUGAUGACGUGGAGUUGAACGUAAUGAUUUCUCAUGGUGAAGUGUUCAACACUCUGGAUAUCACCCUUAAUAAGAACGACAGAAGUUUUACUGCUGAGGCCAAGACUCCAUAUUUACCAGGUGGACAGGCUUCUGCCGAAGCUAAACUUACAGGAAGUGUCAACAAUAAUAUGCAGAUUAAGAUGGCCCUGAAGACUGGUGAGCAUACCAUCUCAGGAACCUUAAACGUUAAAGUUAACUCUGUAAAGGACAUUGAAGCAAACAUGAAGGUCCUCACGCCAUUCAAAGGCUACAAGAAAGUUACCUUCCAUUGGGCACGCAGAGGCAAGGCAGCUGACCCUCACCCUCAGCCAGGGAUGCCCGAAGUGAAAUAA